AUGGCGUCGCCAGGACAGACACAAGGCUCAGCGCCUGCAACCCAACCUACAACACCACCCGCCGAGUCCUCCGCGAACGGGGUUGCGCCCGCAUCCCAGGCCCAGCCCAAUGUCCCAGCCGCCGCUCCUCAAACAUCCACAGCACCACAACCUCCACAAUUCCCCGGAACGUCAGCCCAAGAUAGCGGCAAAUCGCGACGGCCACGCGACGUGCGGCUGGUCCACAUGCUCCUCGCCUCGCUCGGGGUAACCUCAUAUCAAGAUCGGGUGCCUCUCCAACUUCUCGAUUUCGCAUAUCGAUACACGUCCAAUAUCCUACAAGAUUCUGUGCACCUUGCGACAGAAGGCUAUGCUGCUGCGACAGAUGGCACGGCAGGCGGCAAGGGCUCUGCUGAAGUCAAUAGUGUUUCGCUGCCGGCCCUGCGUCUCAGCAUUGCCUCUCGCUUGCACUUCCAGUUCCAAACUGGGCUACCGAAAGAAUUCCUGAUGGAUGUUGCGUCAGAGCGGAACCGCAUUGCUUUGCCCGGUGUUUCGCGCGGCUUUGAUCCCGCAGCCGGUGCUCCGAAUGGUGUUGCUGGGGCGAAUCAGAGUAUCACAAUGGGUGGAAUGCGCCUGCCUCCUGAGAGAUUCUGUCUCACGGGCUUGGGUUGGGAUAUGAAGGACGAAUGGGACAGCGAGGGUGAAGAGGAUGUGCCUGAUGCGCCGCAGGGUGUUGCUGGCAAUGGCGUGGGUGGUGACGGUGCUGGCGAAAAAGAGGACGGCGGCGAAGAAGACGAGAACGAUGGAAAGAUGGAAGAUAUCUUUGGCGAAGAUACAACCAUGGGCGAGGCGGGCGACGGGGACGAGGACCGAAAGAUGACCGAUGUUUAG
This is a messenger RNA of Penicillium olsonii, 870 nucleotides long. Lineage: Eukaryota; Fungi; Ascomycota; Eurotiomycetes; Eurotiales; Aspergillaceae. The record is from the annotation of a GenBank genome assembly.